AUGCAACUUGUGGCUGCAAGCAGACAGACAUGUGCGGUAGCACAUUCCGGACAGACAUGUAGCCGCUGUAGCUGUCCUCCAUGCCGACAGAAGUCCUCCGGCUCCGGGAGGGUUGUGAUGGCUGGGCUACCGCUUGCAGCGGGUCUUUUCGUGCCUCGCAAGUCAAAGUUGGGGACACGUCGGCGUGGGCGGCGCGUCUUUUCAGGCGGAGCCGGGUUGCGGCAGAAGCUGGCGGAAGGAAACGGCUUGCCUGAGCUGGAGCAGCUUUACGUUGUUCAGGACGAUUGUGAGCUCGCAGCUGAAAUCUUCCGUGACGCGGGCUUCGUGCUGAUCCCCGGCGCUGUGAGCCCAGAGCACUGCUCUGAGCUUUUGGCGGGAUGUCGAGCGGAGGAAGCUGAGAUUCUGCACAGAGACCCUGCCGGUGUUGGUAAUCGUGGGCACGGUCGAUACUCCCUGGGUGAGGCUCAAAGCACUGGCCAUCUUCUGCAUCGUGCGGAGUGGGCGUCCUUGGUCGACCUUGAGAAGGUCACUCCCGUCUUGCAGAGGAUCUUUGGCAAGUCCGGCUACGUGUGUGCGGGUGCAGGAGGAGAUUUCGUUCUUCCGAACACUUACGAGUACCAACCACUUCAUGUGGAUCUGGACUUUCCGGGUUGUCAGAAGCAGUCAGCCUCACCGGUGGUCACCUUGAACGUUCCGCUUCUGCCACUGACCUGGGAGAACGGUCCAACGCGCCUCAUCCCUGGCACGCACCUCCCUGCUUCCUGGCAGCCGCCUCCGCCAGCCUUGGAGCCGGAGGCCUGGAAGCUCUUCACCUUCUGCCCCAUCCCUGCAGGCACCGCCAUCCUGCGCGACAACCGAGCCUGGCACGGAGGAACUCCCAACCUGUCUCAGACAAGCCGGUUCCUGCCAAACGUCGAGUUUGCGGCUACUUGGUGGUGCGUCGGAUCGACCGACGAACUCUGGCGGAAUCCGUGGAAGCUUGCUCCGCGCUGCAUGCCCAGAGGCAUCUAUGAGAGGCUGUCGCCUUUCGCCAAGCAUGUUUGCAGGCUGGUUGUCACAGACGACCCCUCGCUGAAGUACGGCGUGCGUGAAGGCAAGCCCAUCAUCGACCAGCCGAAGGAGCCCGAGAUGCCCACCCCCAACAGGUCGCUUUGGAAGAAUUGCGAGGCCACCUUUUGGAUACCGAUCAGCGGAUCGAACAAGGCAUCCAUGUGGAUAGUGUGCACGUCUCAGAGCGCUGGAGCACUGCCAUGGGGUCGAUCUGUGGACUCCGCAGCUUUCUGCGCAGAGGAUGGCUCCCUCUAUGUGGCAGACUUCACGAGCUUCUGCGUCUUCAGAUUUGCGGCAGACGACAGUCGUGGUCGUGUUGUCGCCGGGGAAGAUGGGAAGCAGCUGAUGGAUGUGGACUACCUGAAGGAUAUCGACCGGCCACUGGCUUCUCCGGAAGGGGAAGGCUUCCUGUUGAAAAACCCCAUCGACGUUGUCUCCAGCCCGGACGGUCUCCUGGUGCUGGACUGUGCCGCCGCCCGCGUGCAAUCCUUCCAGCCUGGCGAAGGCCAAUCCGCUGCCGGCCGUGUAAGAGUCCCCCCCUCGACAGCUCCUCCGGCGAAGUCGGUGGCAGCACCCGAAGCACUCAAGCAUCCGCGUGCUAUUUUCCUCGAAGACGACGGCAUUGUGGUGUGUGACACCUGGAGCCACCGCGUGCUGCGGUACCGGACUUCGGCUUCCCCACCCGAGGUGCUCGCGGGAACGCCCAACUCCUGUGGAAGCGAACCCGGGAAGCUGAACUUUCCAAGCUGCGUUGCCUUUUGCGCAAACGGAUCGUUGUUGGUAUCAGACACCAACAACCAUCGAGUACAGCGCUUUCGGCCUGGAGAGUGUCAAGGGGAGACGGUGGCUGGCUCGGCAGAGGGCAAAUCUGGGAGCAGCCUGACGGAGCUCAACAUGCCCACAGGCCUCGUGGUCGAGGCCGAUGGCAGCUUCCUCGUCGCAGACCGUGCAAACGCCCGAGUGCUGCGCUUUCGAGAAGGCGGAGGGGCCGGCGAGGUGGUGGCCGGCCCGGACCUCCUGGAGCGACCGUGGGGUUUGGCUCUUGGUCCGGACGGUUCUGUCUACGUCUCGGACGAGCGACGUGCGGUAGUGCUGAAGCUUGCAGGGACAAAGCCCAAGCAGCCAAAGACCGAAGCAGCGCCGCUGCCUUCGGGAUAUCCGCCGCAGAUGCCCGCAGAGGAGCCCUCCGGUGGCUAUCCUGGCCCUGGCAAGCAGCCCGCCGCCGCUCCUGCCACUCCGGAUCUCGGCAUGGGCCUGGACUGA
This is a messenger RNA of Symbiodinium sp. CCMP2592, 2313 nucleotides long. NCBI's taxonomy places the organism in Eukaryota, Dinophyceae, Suessiales, Symbiodiniaceae. The record is from the annotation of a GenBank genome assembly.